Molecule: messenger RNA, 1806 nt
Organism: Chelonia mydas (Green sea turtle)
Lineage: Eukaryota; Metazoa; Chordata; Testudines; Cheloniidae
Source: the annotation of a RefSeq genome assembly
AUGACCCUACUAAUAAAUUCAACUUUCUUACUAGCCUUAAUCACCCUAACACUCCCACUAACAAUAACAGCUUACCCCAACAAAACAUGAACACCCAUAAAAACAAAAACAGCCGUAAAAAUAGCAUUUCUCAUCACCCUAAUUCCACUAUCUAUUUUCACUUACACAGAUAUUGAAUCUAUCAUCACCAACUUACACUGAUCAACUACAUCCACAUUCACCAUAAAUAUAAGCUUUAAACUUGACCAAUACUCCAUCAUAUUUGUCCCAAUUGCCCUAUACGUCACAUGAUCCAUCUUAGAAUUCACACACUGAUAUAUAGCCACUGAUCCACAUAUCACAAAAUUCUUUAAAUAUCUACUAACUUUCCUAGUAGCCAUAAUAAUUCUAGUAACAGCCAACAACAUAUUCCAAUUUUUCAUUGGCUGAGAGGGAGUAGGAAUCAUAUCCUUCCUCCUAAUCGGAUGAUGACAUGGCCGAACAGAAGCAAAUUCAUCAGCCCUACAAGCCAUCAUCUACAACCGCAUAGGAGACAUUGGACUAAUCCUCAGCAUAUCCUGAUUAUCAAUAAACCUAAACACAUGAGAACUUCAACAAAUCUUCACCCACACCAAUUCCACUCCACUACUUCCACUCCUAGGAUUAAUCCUAGCUGCAACAGGAAAAUCAGCCCAAUUCGGCCUCCACCCAUGACUACCAGCAGCUAUAGAAGGCCCCACCCCAGUCUCAGCAUUACUACACUCAAGCACUAUAGUAGUCGCCGGCAUCUUUCUACUAAUCCGAAUACACCCCAUCCUAACUACAAAUAACACAGCCCUCUCAACCUGCCUCUGCCUAGGAGCCAUCACCACACUAUUCACAGCCUUUUGUGCCCUCACCCAAAAUGAUAUCAAAAAAAUUAUUGCCUUCUCCACAUCAAGCCAACUGGGCCUCAUAAUAGUUACCAUCGGCCUAAAUCAACCACAACUAGCCUUCCUACACAUUUCCAUACACGCAUUCUUCAAAGCCAUACUAUUCCUAUGCUCAGGCUCAAUCAUCCACAACCUAAACAACGAACAAGACAUUCGAAAGAUAGGAGGACUACACAAAUCCAUACCAAUUACCUCUUCAUGCCUAACCAUCGGCAGCAUAGCACUCACAGGAAUACCAUUCAUAACUGGAUUCUACUCCAAAGACAUCAUCAUCGAAACCAUAAACACAUCAUAUCUAAACGCCUGAGCCCUACUCCUGACAUUAAUCGCAACCUCAUUUACCGCAAUCUACAGUCUCCGAAUCCUAAUCUUUGUACAAACAGGACACCCACGAUACCCUUCCACACUCCUAUUAAACGAAAACAACCCAACAAUUAUCAACCCAAUCACCCGCCUCGCAAUAGGAAGCAUUAUCGCAGGAUUACUUAUCUCACUAAACACCACACCACUAAAAACCCCUCCAACAACUAUACCAACAUACAUUAAAAUCGCAGCACUAACAGUAACAAUACUAGGCCUUUUAAUAGCCCUAGAACUAACUAUAAUAAUAAACAAAACAACCCAAAAACCCUCUAACACCCACAAUUUCUCAAACUCACUAGCAUACUUUAAUACCCUAACACACCGCUCAUUACCAAUAACAAACCUAAAAUUUAGCCAAAACAUCUCAACUCACCUAAUCGACCUAUCCUGAUAUGAAAAUAUUGGUCCAAAAGGAUUAAGCAAACUACAAAUUACUCCAAUUACAAUCACAUCCUCAUCACAAAAAGGCCUAAUUAAAAUCUACAUAACCUCAUUUAUUAUAUCAAUAACAUUAUUACUUCUCACCAUCUAA